AUGGUUGUGAUUCGAAAGGGUCCAAUUAAUAUAUCCUAUAUCAAUCAGAUUGAGUGGCAGCCAGAUGCGGGACUGCAGCAGGUCCUACAGCUUCUUAAGGACUCCCAGUCGCCAAACACAGCCACACAGAGAGCUGUCCAACAAGUAUCCUUCCUCACUAACCAAUUUCCAGACUUCAACAACUAUCUUAUUUUUGUCCUUACACGACUUAAACUGAAGGUAAAUGAGCCCACUCGGUCGCUCAGCGGCCUGAUACUCAAGAACAAUGGAAGGGCCCACUACCAGAACUUUCCGCCCAGUGCAGAGUUCAUCAAGCAGGAAUGUCUCUCCAACAUUGGGGACCCAUCACCUCUCAUCCGUGCUACAUUGGUGGGCAUCCUUAUCACCACCAUUGCCUCCAAGGGUGACCUGCAGACAUGGCCUGAACUGCUGCCACAGCUCUGCAACCUGUUGAACUCUGAGGACUAUAACACAUGCGAGGGCUCUUUUGGAGCACUGCAGAAGAUCUGCGAGGACUCGUCUGAGUUGCUGGACAGCGAUGCCCUGAAUAGACCACUGAACAUCAUGAUCCCAAAGUUCCUUCAGUUUUUCAAGCAUUGCAGUCCAAAGAUCAGGUCCCAUGCCAUAGCCUGUGUAAACCAGUUCAUCAUUGGCCGAGCCCAGGCCUUGAUGGAUAACAUUGACCCCUUCAUAGAGAGUCUCUUUGCCUUGGCAGCAGAUGAAGACUCUGAAGUGAGGAAGAAUGUCUGCAGGGCACUGGUGAUGCUGCUGGAGGUCCGUGUCGACCGCCUCAUCCCCCACAUGUUCAGCAUCAUCCAGUACAUGCUUCAACGGACCCAGGACCCCGAUGAGAAUGUGGCUCUUGAGGCCUGUGAAUUCUGGCUGACCCUGGCGGAGCAGCCCAUCUGUAAGGACGUGCUCUCUGGACACUUGGUGCAACUGAUUCCCAUCCUGGUGAAUGGGAUGAAGUACUCUGAGAUAGACAUCAUUCUCCUCAAGGGUGAUGUGGAGGAAGACGAGGCUGUGCCCGACAGCGAGCAGGACAUCAAGCCGCGCUUCCACAAGUCUCGCACUGUCACCCUCCAACACGAAGGGGGCGGCGGCGAGGAGCAAGAGGACAUAGACGACGACGACGACGACGAUGAUGACGACACGCUGUCCGACUGGAACCUGCGUAAUGUUCUUGCGGCGGCGUUGGACGUGUUGGCCAACGUGUUUCGCGACGAGCUGCUGCCGCACCUGCUGCCCCUGCUCAAGGGCUUGCUUUUUCACCCUGACUGGGUCAUCAAGGAGUCGGGCAUCCUGGUGCUCGGAGCCAUCGCUGAGGGCUGCAUGCAAGGCAUGGUGCCCUACCUGCCAGAGCUCCUCCCUCACCUCAUCGCGUGUCUGUGUGACAAGAAGGCCCUGGUGCGCUCCAUUGCCUGCUGGACACUCAGCCGCUAUGCUCACUGGGUGGUCUCCCAGCCACCGGACUCCCACCUGAAGCCCCUGAUGACGGAGCUGCUGAAGCGAAUCCUGGACGGGAACAAGAGGGUCCAGGAGGCUGCCUGCAGUGCUUUUGCCACGCUGGAGGAAGAAGCGUGCACAGAGCUGGUGCCCUACCUCAGCUUCAUCCUGGACACGUUGGUCUUUGCAUUCGGAAAGUACCAACACAAGAAUCUGCUCAUCCUGUACGAUGCCAUAGGAACCCUGGCUGACUCCGUGGGACACCACCUCAACCAGCCAGAGUACAUCCAGAAGUUGAUGCCUCCGCUCAUCAGCAUGAAUGAACUGAAGGAUGAAGAUAAGGAUCUCUUCCCAUUGCUGGAGUGUCUGUCCUCGGUGGCCACCGCACUGCAGAGUGGUUUCCUGCCUUACUGUGAGCCGGUCUACCAGCGCUGUGUCACACUAGUCCAGAAGACGCUAGCCCAGGCCAUGAUGUACAACCAGCACCCUGACCAGUACGAGGCUCCAGACAAGGACUUCAUGAUCGUGGCUCUGGACCUGCUGAGCGGCCUGGCCGAGGGCCUGGGGGGCCACGUGGACCAGCUGGUGUCCCGCUCCAACAUCAUGACCCUGCUCUUCCAGUGCAUGCAGGACAGCAUGCCUGAGGUGAGACAGAGUUCAUUCGCCCUCCUGGGUGAUCUGACCAAGGCCUGCUUCCCUCAUGUGAAGCCCUGCAUCGCGGAGUUCAUGCCCAUCCUUGGCCUGAACCUGAACCCGGAGUUCAUCUCUGUGUGUAACAACGCUACCUGGGCCAUUGGAGAGAUCUCCAUGCAGAUGGGAAGUGAUGUCAAGGAGCAGACAGGGGAGUCAUCAGGUGCUGAAAUGCAGCCCUACGUCAGUGUGGUACUGCCACACCUGGUGGAAAUCAUCAACAGACCCAACACUCCCAAAACCCUUCUGGAAAAUACCGCCAUAACCAUCGGAAGGCUGGGUUACGUCUGUCCCCAGGAGGUGGCGCCGCAGUUGCAGCAGUUCAUCAGACCAUGGUGUACCUCGCUGAGGAACAUCCGCGACAACGAGGAGAAAGACUCUGCAUUCCGGGGGAUCUGCAUCAUGAUCGGAGUCAACCCUGGUGGCGUAGUGCAGGACUUUAUUUUCUUCUGUGAUGCUGUGGCUUCCUGGGUCAGUCCUAAAGAUGACCUGAGGGAAAUGUUUUAUAAGAUCCUGCAUGGCUUCAAGGAGCAAGUAGGGGAGGAGAACUGGCAGCAGUUCUCAGAGCAGUUCCCCCCUCUGCUGAAGGAGCGCCUCUCGGCCUGCUAUGGAGUCUAGCACCUGAAGCCCCGGGGUCCACGCGGGAAAACUGACCUGUUAGGUUAAUCUAGGGGAGGGUUACUGGGAAACUCAUCCAUCUAUGUAAUUGCACUGCCCUGGUAGGGUGGGGGAGAGAGGUUGGAGCGCGAGGUAGAUGGAGCCAGACCAGGAGAGCUGCAGCAGCUGUCCUCGAUCCUCCACUCUGCAGAUGGCCUCCUCGCAAGCCCUGCGCCAUGUGUCUCUGUCCUGAGGGUGGGUGGGAGGGGAGAAGCGGGGAAUCAUGCAUACCUCUGGGGGAUAAAACACAACCUGGCUAAAUCUUUCACACUCACAAUCCAUAAACACCACGCCAGGGUUCCAGGGAGCCGGGGUGGGUGGGUUCCAGGGAGGGUGAGGUUAGGGGUGUUACCUAGCACAAGUGCUGGCCCUCCCGGUCCUUAUCGCGUCGAUAGUUCUAAUAAGACAAUGGGUGGGGGGGUAGCGGGUUCUACGGUAAUCAGCAUAGGGGCUCCGCCGGUUUCAGAAGGUGAUGCAAAUGACCAUGCCAUCUGCCCCUAUCCACGUUAGUUAGACAUAAUCAGACUGUGGGGUUCGGACCCUUAUGUUACUAAUUCUUAUUACCACUAGGCUAGCCGGGGUAUAAAAAAAAGCAUAACUUCUAUUACGUUUUUUUCUUUUGCAGUAAUGUAUUGGGGAAUAUGUACAACAAUAAUUUGUACCAUUUUAUGCAAACAACAAGAAGUACACAGGGUGAGUUCCCUUGUCUAGUGUAUACUUCAGACCAUUUUAUUUUGCCCCCUUUUCUUCUUUUCAAGAUCAUUGUAUUCUCCCCUGUAGUAGGACACAUGUCUGUUGCAUCAGACAUGUUGAGCCACCAUACACAAGUCCUUUCCUUUAAAAGAAAUUGGGAUGUCAUUGCUCAAUCAACAGUUGUCGUUUCUCUAAGGGUGAUCCAGGAGGAAUGCGGUAGCUGGAGUUUUCCCAUCGCCUCUGGUGGUUUACGGCUGUUCUGUUCCUAGCAGUGCCUUUUUUAUUAGAGGUUUUGCGCUCUUAUGCAAGCGUUUAUCUUGGAUCUGGUAGUCAGGAGACUGGCUUAAAAGUAAACCCUGGUAGAGAAACUGGGCAAGAGGAUAAUACUUUCGCUGCUACUGCUCCUUUCUUUUUAGAGUAUUUACUAAAUGAACUUCAGUGAAGAAACAUGGGCUUAAAAGUUAAAUCAGUUGUUUCUCAUGAACGUAUUUGCACUUUCCUUUUUUUUUGAUAAGAAGUAAGGAUCUCAUAGGUAUGCUGAGUAUUAAUGUACCUGUCUUAAGGUAUGCAUUUUCUUUUAUAUGUAAUUUUUGCCUAGGUAAGCAAAUUAUAUAUGGUGAAGCACAAUGGCCUGUGUAAUUUUGUUAUUCCCAUUAUCCUCGAGGAAAGUACUCAAAUUAGUGAUUCAUGUAAGGUUUCCUAGACAACACUUGUGAGUAGGGUAAAAACAAAUAACCGCCUCUGGUUUCCAUGGGGUAUUUUGACAUUGAAUGAAUAUAAUUAUGCUGGUAUCAUCAUUUAAGGAAUCUGAAUAUGUAUUGGGUAGACUUGAGGUAUCGGUGCAUAGGGCAAGCUUUAAGGUAGCACAUUUUUUUUAUAUAAAUAAGUUAAAUAGGUUUUAGUGGGAUGGGACAUCUUAAUUGCAGUAUUAUGAUUUCAAAGUUUUCCUGCCAGACAGUGUUGUGGAAUUGAGUUUGUCAUGUCAGACAUCAUAUAACAGUCCCUUCCAGGGAGGGACCUUCCUUUUUAAAGAGCUUUGUCCUAUUGCAAUUAAAGUCGCUGCUGGAGUGUUGGAUUCGAAAAUAUGAUACAACUCGUGACUGGUUUGCCAGUUGCCAUACACACACUCCGGUAAUACUGUGUAGGGUAAGCCUGGAAUGUUGACUCUACCCUAAUGAUCCUCCCUAACAUUUGUAUGUGGGUGAAAGGGUUGGGCUCUAUAUUGGAGUCCAAACGUUUUGUCGAAUGGCAAUAGAGGACACUUCUGGACAAGUUAAUCGGGUUCCUUUCAACGUUUGACUUUCGCUUGUGUGGACAAGGGAGGGUUUCUUCAAUCUUAUCUUGCACCAGCCCCUAGCUGAUAUGUUAUAAGCCCUGCCUGUCUAAUGCAGCCUCCCCAGCCAUCAACAUUUACCUCUUAGUUUACACUACCAAGUUGCUCAUCUCAGAUCCCUGGGUCAGGUUACUUCUGGUGCAAAACUUAGCCAUUGAAUUAAUAUGGACUUCAGUAAAUACUUGAUACUCUAAGGUUUUCUUUUGUGUUCUUGCACAUCAGGUCAGUGUAAGCAUUAUUUUUAAAGUUAUAUUUUAGUACAUCUGUAACGUAAAUGAAACAGCAUUAUGGAUAAAAAGCUUUCCAUAGGCUGCCCCCUUUCUUCUUAGUUACCCCCUUUCUUCUAUCAAGAAAGGGGGUUUCUAUUGGGAUCUUGGCAAAUGUUGAUGGUUUGGAGUGACUGUUCUCGCUGACUUGGCACUGAAAGAUGUUCACCCAGCUAUAACAGUUUAUUGCACAAAUUCUCAGUGAUGUUGGUGCCAGAUAUAGAGGCUAAAAACGAGGUACAAACCCUCGAUUUGUAGCCAUAUGCUAAACUUUAUGCAUAAGCAAACUAAAGUGUAAUGGAUUUCCACAAGUUUGAGUUUUAGUCGUUUAGUUUUAUAUGGAUAGUCUUUUUUUUUUUCCACCUUUUUAUUUGUUUCAUUUGGGUAAUUUCUUUUUGUGCCGACUUGCACAAAUGUUUUAGACUUUAAAAGUUUUUUUGCAAUAUUCUUUUUAUGUAAAGAAUUUUUUUUGUUUUCGUUGUUUUAUAGCGGACCAUUUAAUUUUGUCUCAAUGAUGCUACACCCAUUGGGAAGGUGGAGCCUGAUACUUUAGAGAAGAAUGUGAAACGGCGAAUGAAUUGGUAGUAGCAGUAAGAAAAAAAAAAAAAACUGGUGCAGAUGGGAUGUGAACUGUAUCCCUUCCUACAUUUCUUUUGUGACUGGGGAAAAUAAAAGUUUUUCUAUCAAGCUGG
This is a messenger RNA of Gadus morhua (Atlantic cod), 5777 nucleotides long. Its product is annotated as transportin-2. Lineage: Eukaryota; Metazoa; Chordata; Actinopteri; Gadiformes; Gadidae. Gene Ontology annotation, molecular function: small GTPase binding. The record is from RefSeq and is a predicted model, not a curated record. Gene Ontology annotation, biological process: protein import into nucleus.